AUGACGGUGCGCGAAAGAUGGAGACGCGAAGGACGCGAGCUUCCAGGAACGCGAAGAACGAGCGGUGCUUUGACGAGGCGAACGAAGAAGGAAAUUCUGCGCGCGGUGAUGACGACGUCGUCGGAUUCUUCUUCGUCGUCGUCGUCGUCGUCGUCGUCGGAAACACCACCGGUAUCGAUAAAAAAUUCGGAGGAAGAAGUCCGGGAAAAGGUCCACGCGAGAGUUGCGAGAGCGAAGGCGAAAGCGAUGGAACUGGCGAAGACGACGAAAAGGACGAGAGGAAACGACGACGAAAAACAGGAUGAGGAAAAGGAGGACGAAGAGGAGAGAAAGGCGGUGAAGACGGCGUCGUCGAAGCGCGUGUUGGCGGCGGAGACUUUGCAGAAAAGUUUGGACCUUUUAGCGGCGAAAGGAGAGGAGGAGGACGAGGAGGAAGAUGUGGACGCGAGGAGGAAAAGGAGCGCCGACGCCGUCGUCGCCGACGAAGAGUUUUCUCGGAGUCGUUCUGAGAGUUUUAGCAGUGAUGAUUCAACGUUUGAACGCGUUGCAGAGAGCGAGAAGGAGGAGGCGCAAAAAGUGUUGGUCGAAGCGCUCGAAGCGAAACUCGCCGAACGAGAGGAAAACGUGAACGCGUUAGAGAGGAAAGUUGAAGAGAUGGAGAUGGAAUUUCGAAACGCGAGCGAGGCGUUGAGAGCGACGCAAAAAGAGCUCGAAGAGAAGGAGAGCAAAAUGCAAGAAGAACGAGACGCUCGAGAAGAGAAAGAAGUCGAGGCGUUUCUCGCGCUCGAGAGAACGUUUCAGUUAGAGAUGGGGAGUUUGAAGAAAGAGCUUGAAAGUUCGGAGAGAGACGCGGAGACGGCGCGAGCGGAACUGGAAGAUAUUAAGAGGAAAUUAGAGAUGGACAUCGCGCGGGAAAAAAAGGUGAGCGAAGAGCUACGAAAGAAGGUGGAAGAAUUGAAAGGAAGGCAGUCGGAAGACGCGUCCGGAGAAGUAGAGAAGAAAAUUCGCGAAAACGCGCAAUUGACGGCGGAAAUCAACGUUUUGAAGGAUAAAGUGGCUCACCUGACGGCAUUAGAGUCGGAAGUGACGCGAUUGAAAGAAAAGGAAACCUUGAAUGCGUCUUUAGAGAAUGAGAUCGAAAAAAUGCGCGUGGAAAUAGCCAACAACAAACUCAACGAUUCGGAUGCGGUUAUCGACGAAAACGAGUUAUCCGCGCUCGUCGACGAAAACGCAUCGUUGAAAGAGGAAAUCGGAACGCUGAAAUUGAAGGUGGAAAGUUUGCAAGAGUCGUUGAAAACAACCAAAGCGACGAUCGACGUAUUUCAAGCGACGACUGAGAGGUUUGAUUUAGAAACGAGCGAACUCAUGGACGAACGCGAAACGCUGGUAAAAAAAAUCGUCGACUUGGAGCGCAUGCUCCAGGAAUCGAUUGAGGAGCAGAAAGCGUUGCAACAGGCACUCGCGGACGAGCAAGAAGAGAAUACGAAAUUAGUACUAGCGCAAAAAGAAAAAGCAUCAGCACCGGUACCGGUGGCAUCGUCGUCGUCGUCGUCGUCGUCUUUAUCUUCGACGACGGAAAGAGGUAUCGUCAUCAACCACCACGACGAAAACGAGUUGCGUCGCCAAGGCGUUCCGGUAGGGGAGGAAUUAGACGCCUUAACGAAAGAUGUCGGCGAUCGCGCGUAUAUAAAGCUCUACGACCAUCAAGCGGAAGCGUUAAUGAUAGAAGCCGUCCGAAUAGUUGACGCUCGAAAUACCGCUAAAGAUUCCGUCAAAAAGUUUGACAACGCGUUUGAGAGCGUCCGAAACGUCUAUGCGUGCACGUCGAGACCACUCGCCGGGGAGAAAGUAACCAUUUUGUACAAUCGAAAACAGUUACUUCCUAACAAUAGCGCGGUUUCGGGCGAGGAGAAAGUCAUGUUUGCGAUGGUUGGAUACAACGGUUGGAGUCUUCAGCAUGCCAUCAAAGUAGAUUUACAGCCGAUUGAAAACUUCCACUCACCCCCCAAAAAUCACGAUCAAGAAAAAUGCGAGUGGUGGGAAUUCGCGUUGGAUGUACCGAGCGAAGCGAUGGUGAUUGAUUUCGUCGUAGGUGAUUCCAAAGGAAAAUUCGAUAACAACAAUGGGAAAGAUUACCACAUCGAGGCAGCGGUAGAGACGGAUGAAAUCGUGGAAGAUAACUCGAGAGAGGCGCAAAUCGAGCGCGAGUAUCAUCUGAUAGCCGAGAAGAGGAGAGAAAAAAAUCAUGAAGAGCUGGCGUUUGCGAGAAAAUGCGCGGAAAGUGCGGUGAGAGCUAAGGCAGCUUUACUGGCGAAGAAGGCUAUAUCUUCCAUUCGAGGCGAGUUUCGUGUCUUCACGGAUCCUUUGCGGCCGAAAGCUGGCGAGCGGGUAACGAUUAGGUAUCGACCGGAUGGGGGGCCGUUGACAUUCGCUCGAGCCAUUUACGUCGAUAUAAACUUUAAUCGCACGCAAAAUCAUCCAGCUAAGAUGGAAAAAGUGAACAUGCGCGCGGGAUUAAAUGGUGGCGUUUUAGAAACAACCAUAGACGUACCUCUCGAUGCGCAUGUCGUCGAUUUUUCGUUCAGAGAUAACGGAAUUUUCGUGGACGACAACGAAGGCGCGGAUUACCAUUGCGACGUCAUUGGCGCGUCAGGUAUAGCACCGAAGUUACGAAUUGCACACUUAGCGGUUGAAAUGGCGCCAAUUGCAAAAGUUGGCGGGCUGGGCGACGUUGUCACCGCUUUGUCGCGGUCUGUUCAAGAACAAGGGCACCACGUGGACGUGUACGUCCCGAAAUAUGAUUGCAUGAACUACAAAGAAAUCGAAGGGUUGCGCAAAGUCGAUCAGUUUCAUUACGGCAACGACGUGAUAAACAUUUAUCAAGGCUUCGUCGAAGGUGUGCGAGUGACGUUCAUCGAUCCAGAAUGCGGGCACUUCCGAGUCGGGUGCAUAUACGGCCGAGGCGACGACCACGUUCGAUUCGGGUACUUCUCGGACGCGUGUGUCGCGUACAUGAAACGCGCCAACUGUUUCCCAGACGUCUUGCACGUUCACGAUUGGCAGACUGCGCCGGCAAUAUGGAGUCCAGACAGACCCAAAACAACCGCCACGGCGUUAACUAUCCAUAACUUGCAGUUUGGUCAAGAUCUCAUUCGCCGCGCGAUGAUUGAGUGCACGUUUGCCACCACGGUCUCCCCUACCUACGCCGAAGAAAUCAAGCACCACCCAUCGAUUAACGUCAUUCCGGAAAACGAAUCCACCAAGUUCAAGGGGAUACGCAACGGUAUCGAUAAUGACAUCUGGGAUCCAUCGAAUGACGAAUUCUUACCGCUGCGAUACGACUGGCAAACAUGUAAAGAAGGUAAACGCGAAGCGAAACUCGAAUUGCUUAAACGCAUGCGCAUGGACGCGACAGAUUUUGAAUCAAAACCUAUCGUUGCCUGCGUCACGCGUUUAACCGAACAGAAAGGUGUUCACUUGAUAAAAAAAGCAUGUCGAUACGCGCUCGAAAAAGGCGCCUACUUUGUCCUUCUCGGCUCCGCCCCGGACGAUCGCAUCGCGAACGAUUUCGCCAACCUCGCCAACGAGAUGAAAUCCCAACACCCCGGUCGGUGCGGUUUCUUCUUCUCUUACGACGAACCGUUAUCCCACCUCAUCUACGCCGGUGCCGACAUUUUCUGCGUCCCUUCCAUAUUCGAACCGUGCGGGUUGACGCAAAUGAUUGCCAUGCGUUACGGUGCCGUGCCUUUGGUUCGCAGAACCGGCGGUUUACGAGACACCGUCUUUGACGUCCAACUCGACCCGGCUCGAGCCGCGUCUUACGGAAAAUCCUGCAACGGCUACAACUUUGACGGCGAACAUGAACAAGACAUAGAAUACGCGCUCAAACGCGCUUUGGGUGACUACUUCGACCGCGAAAAAUGGAAUCAAAUGAACCUCCCGUCCGUCGGCAUGCGCCAAGACUGGUCUUGGACCGCGCCGAGCGAACGAUACAUCGAUCUCUACUGGAACGCCAGGAGGAAAGCGAAUAGACAACAGUAA
Bathycoccus prasinos is the source of this 4041-nucleotide messenger RNA. Its product is annotated as soluble starch synthase III-1. Lineage: Eukaryota; Viridiplantae; Chlorophyta; Mamiellophyceae; Mamiellales; Bathycoccaceae. Gene Ontology annotation, molecular function: starch binding; alpha-1,4-glucan glucosyltransferase (UDP-glucose donor) activity. The record is from RefSeq and is a predicted model, not a curated record. The transcript has a single exon. The coding region runs from base 1 to 4041 and encodes 1346 amino acids.